This is a messenger RNA of Pristis pectinata (smalltooth sawfish), 6626 nucleotides long. RefSeq names its product ADP-ribosylation factor-like protein 5B. The transcript has 6 exons. Gene Ontology annotation, biological process: vesicle-mediated transport; protein localization to Golgi membrane; intracellular protein transport. Gene Ontology annotation, molecular function: GTP binding; GTPase activity. The record is from RefSeq and is a predicted model, not a curated record. NCBI's taxonomy places the organism in Eukaryota, Metazoa, Chordata, Chondrichthyes, Rhinopristiformes, Pristidae. Gene Ontology annotation, cellular component: trans-Golgi network; cytoplasm. Bases 354 to 893 code for a protein of 179 amino acids.
GGGCAGUCCCCGCCAGGUGGGCGUGUGAGGAGUAAUCUGCGUUCGGUUCGUCGGGGCCUCGGUGUCCGGUUAAAUUUCACAGGCGGACUCCUUCUGAAAGAAAAAGCCCGCGGUUAUUUAUCAUUUCCCGGCGAUCCGGAGGUUUUCUGCCCCUGGAGUUUCUGUUCCUCGACCCCCGGGUUUCGUUGGACACCGCGGCCGCCCCCUGACGCCCUCGACCCUGCGGCGGGUGGAAACAGACCCCGUGGAUUGGUGGUGGAGCAGGCCGCGGAGUGAGCAGUCGGGUGAUCGAGGGCCCGCGGUUGUUUGGGUCUGAGUGGAUCCGACAGGAGCCUCGGAGGGGCCGCAGGAAGAUGGGGAUGUUCCUGGCCAAGCUGAUGGGGCUCUUCUGUAACCAAGAGCACAAAGUUAUCAUCGUUGGGCUAGAUAAUGCAGGGAAAACAACCAUCCUUUAUCAGUUCCUGAUGAAUGAGGUGGUCCACACGUCACCCACAAUCGGCAGUAACGUGGAAGAAAUAGUUGUAAAGAACACUCAUUUUUUAAUGUGGGACAUUGGUGGGCAGGACAUGCUGCGUUCAACUUGGAGUACAUACUACACAAACACAGAGUUCGUGAUCCUAGUUGUGGACAGCACAGAUAGAGAGCGGCUCACACUUACAAAAGAAGAACUCUACAAAAUGCUGGCACACGAGGACCUACGGAAGGCGGCUGUGCUGGUGUUUGCCAAUAAACAAGACAUGAAGAACUCUAUGUCAGCAGCUGAAAUUUCCAAGUUUCUAACGCUAACGUCCAUCAAAGAUCAUCCAUGGCACAUACAGGCCUGUUGUGCACUCACAGGCGAAGGGUUGGGUCAAGGGCUGGAAUGGAUGACGAUGAAAACAGCAGCAAAAUAGGUACUUGCAAGCAAAAAAGGUUUUGGAAGGAAUUGACUCAUCUGUAACCAGGUGCAUUGGCUCUGUGCCUUGUUCUUAGAAGACAGUUCUUAAAACACUGGAAGGUGGCCCCAAGCUGGGCCACUUGAAUUCUGACGCACAGAGAACCCUUUCUAUUCAGAGCUGUUGGCACAGAAGCUGAAGGACAACCAUCCUGGUGGACGAAAGUCGCUGGAAAGAAUAAUGGCAAAAUGGCCCUGUGCGAAUGUGCUGGGUUUUAACCUCUUGCAGUCCAAGUUUCAGAACAAAUUAAUUCAAUUCUCCAGGAAACCUAACACUAACUGUGGAACCAUACAGUCAAGGACAGUAAAGUGAAAGGGUAAAGCUGCUUGCAGUCUGCAGUGCUCCAGAGUUUCCAGGGUAACUUCGAGUACUCGAGCAACAUGUACACUGAGUUGGUUUGGUGAUUGUGCUCACACCCUAAGUGGAGGGACAAGGACUUGUGUGUUGCCUGAACCUUGGGAUAUGCAUUUUACUCCCAACCUGACUGCCAAGAGUAUUUAAUCCUUUUGAACCUCAGGAACAGUCUUGCUCCUUGUUUAAUUUGCUACAGUUUUAUUCUAUCGAAUGGCAUAUCAUUAGAUCACUGAUCAGUAUUAGUCUGUUUUAGGGCUUUAAUAAAUAGAGCUUUGAAGCUUCUAAAAAGAAGCUUUGAUACUUUUAUAUUUUUUUUCCUCCUGAGUUCAAAGCUAAUGUCAGUAGGUUCUACGAAACUAUCCCAGUGUACAGCAUGGUACUUUGGCUCAAUUUUUCUUGUGUAAAAGGAACCUCAAAGUUAGAAGGAUAGAGGCAUGAAUUGCUGAACUCUUUAGUGGCUUACUAAUAGUAAAAACACUUGGGGCAGGCUACCAUGCAUGUACCUCUUUCGACUAUGGUGGGGUGGGGGAGGCUGGUGUGGGAUGGUAGAUUUUCAAUUUAUGCAUCCUUACAUCUACAGAACAUGUUGCAUUAAGCUCCAUGUUUCUCCCAUUCCUUGAGUAAAGCACCCCAGCAGAACCAGUUACUGUUAGUCACAAUUAAAUCAUACCCUAAUGCUACCUGUCUAAUAGGUCUGGUAGCCAAGGUUUCAUGUCAGGAUUUCUGUUUGGUGCUUUCUAACUGUAAGCCCAUGCAUGGGAAUAACAUUGAGGUUAGUUUGGAGUUAAGUAAUCUAGCAAUGGGAGCCAUUAGCCAGAGAGAUUUGAAAAACAAAUUUACUGGAAGGAUCAGCUACAAUCUGAAUGUUUCCUAUUUAAAUUGACAACAGCUUGAAAUCCACUUGAGAAAAGGUAACCAUGUUGUCCUGUGUAGGUUAUUCAUUCCAUUACCAGUGCCCAAAUUCCAACUUUGAAGGGUGGAAAUGAAAGGAAACUACUUCAGUGUAGCUAUGGCACCAAAUCCAUAGCUCCUUCAUGUGCUGAGAGUGGUAACUCCUAACUCCUGUCCUAUUUGACCUAGAGUCUUCCUGCCUAAUGUGCUAAUCCUUUGGAGAUGCUUGUGGGCUCCCUUCAUAUCUCAAGCACCAAAAAUAAGGGAACAAAUUGUGGUGCUCUUGGCUUUGGAUUCAGUGCCUUGUGAAGUCAGCAGUGAGAAAUUUUACAAUGUGAUUUUUUUCAAACAACAUGGGCAAGGGGAGUGGGGCUUAAAACACUGUAAAGUAAUGGAUCUGAUUGGUCUUGUAAAGCUGAUAUUGGUUUCAGUUUAGACAUUUUAAUUGCAUACACUACAAUUGGAUUUGAACAUUUUUGUUUAUCCUCCAGUUGUAAUAAUGAACUGUUCAGAAAACUCCAGCAAUGCUGUCAAGUGAUCCAGUACCUCAGUGAUAGAAUGGACAUAUCAGCCUUCCUGUGCAGAAUUGGACGCUGCUCCGCAUUAUGGUUUUGCUGUUCGUUCACUACCAGACUGACUGUAGGACCUUAACAGAUGAACUGUUAGCUUAUGGCUGAUGUUUCCAUUUGUUUUCCUCUAGGCCUGUGAUUUUGUGCGUCUCUGCUUGAUGGGUAAACAAAAAGAACACUUCCCCAAACUUUUAGCAUUCUGCUAUUUUCAUCUGCAAACCCAAUAUUUAUACAGGCAUCUGACUUCACAACAGUUCUGGUCCAUUGCAAAGGUGGAAAAUUAGCAUUACUCCACUGUAACCCUACUGCCAUCUUUCAUCCUCGCAUGAGAAUUUUUGACCCUCGUGAUGUGUCUGUAAACCAUGUUUCCUCCUCUUCCCCCUCCCCUGUCCCCCAGAAACUUGUGUAUUCAUCAUGGAGGGGUGGCAGGACUUGCAGGGUAUGCUUAUAGCUUGCAAAUUGGCCCAUAAAGCUCAUCUGAUUCAAUUAUACUUCUUAAUCCUUGGUUGAAUUUUGAGUGGGGUUUCAGAAGUAUUGCACUUGGUAUCGUCAGCUCAUUAGGAUAAUGCUAAAUUGCAGUACUAGGAUCUGUCCAUAUUUGCAGUCUGCAGUGGGUUUAACGUAAUGGUUUGAAUGCUGGAGCCUGCAGGACUCCCAAGUUUGAAAUCAAAUCAAAGAGCUUAGACACAUUUCCGGUAGAGAAGUUACUGUGGUUCUUUAAAUGUAGAGCCUCUCUAUAAAUAGUGGGUUGCUUACAAUGUCUAGACUUGGAUGGGUGCUUAAAUAGGAAUUACAAGUGCAGAUUUUGGAGCGAAACACUACAUCGCUCAGUUGCAACUCGUGGCCUGGGGGUGUAUGAGGCUCAGUUAGAAGGCUGUGACUGCAAUUGAAUUCCAGGACCAUAUGGCAUCUGUUGCAAGUGUUCUGAGCUUCAUGCGAAUGUCAUUGAAACUGGUUUAGCCCCAUCUUGUAACUAAAGUAGAUUCACUAAGCCACCCCUCUCCUUUUAAGUAUAUUGAAUCAUCAGGAUAAUUCUGAUUCUACCUCAUCUCAAUUUGCAUCCAUCUGAAUUUUCAAAUUUAAAUAUUGCUGUUGCCUUUUAAAUGCAAAUUACCAACUUGACCAUUGAGUUGAGGAUUUAGUGGUGAUAGUGGUUCCUUUAGUGGUUUAAUGAGGCAUGGCACCACUGAGUGGGCACAGUUCCAAAGGGCAGGAACCUUCCCUCUCUGCCUCCCACUCCCUCUAAUCUCUGUCCAGAAUUCAUCAGGCAAGGUCAAGCUCAGUCUCUGGACUCUGCUUCAUGUCUUUAUGCAUUGCCAAGAUUCCACCCUUUUAGAUUGGUGGCUGUGUCUGGAAUUUGUCAUUGACAAUGAAGAUUGGUGUAAGUUUUAUGUCCUGUGCGCAAAUGAUCGAUCUGUCAACACGGCUUGAACACUUGGAAUAGAGCCUGAGAAUUGGUCCUCAUUGGAAGGGAAUUAGGGACUUGGAAAUGAAGAGGGCACAGGGUAUUCUAAUUGGUGAGGUCUUGCCAAGAAUGGGCAGAGGAAACUAGCAUGGUUUCAUUCAAUAAACUGCUGCAGGCAGUAAGUAGUUUCAUUACCAGAGCAGUCAGUAUUCAAGAAUUUGUGUUAAUCCCUGUUUAACAUUGGUAGGUUAGGUUUUGUUACAUGCUCCCAACUAUUAUGUUUCUCCUCACACCACACCUUGAGUGGCUGUCCACCUAACAUCUACAUCUUGACACUCAGGCUUGUGGCUUCCUGAAUUUUUGAUAGUUCCUUAAAAUCUCCAUAAAUGGAUGUUUAGCAGAAUAUUGGUGGUUCUAGGGGUAAGUGUUGUUUUAGUGGGUUUACUGGAGGUGGUUGAUGGUAAGGUCUUAAGGAGUUAAAUCAAAGAUAAUUGUUUCUUUGUCUGCCUUCCCUCCUUCAUUGCUAGUUGCUGAAGCAGAAAGGUUUCUUGCCAGUUUGACCCUCUGAGGCCCAGUGAUUUUAAUGUAAGGGACUGUUGCUGGACAGAUUGUAUAUUCUUGAAGUCAUUAUACAUUUGGGUAUGCAGCCAUCAUUAAGUAGUAUGGACACAGUUCCUAUGAGUUUUGAUUGUUUGGUGCUUGUGUGAGAAAUGCUUUGCCAUGUUCGGUUUCCUGCUGUCACCUGAUUUGAGAAAUGGUACACCUUGAAGUGUCUCCUGGUGGGUUUUGAGGGUUUGUUAAACCUAGGAAUAGGUUGUGUCCUGUUGGUUUAGCUAAGAGUAUUGUCUAUGGUUAUUUGGUGGAAAUGCAAUUGUGCCUGAGUUUGAGGUAAGACCAGAUCUGUGUGAUUUUUUUUCCUCUCUGGAAUUCCUGGGAAGGCUGAACAUCUUCCACACAUGGAUUGAGGAAGGGCUGCAAAGUGUUGAACUUGCAGUUAGUAGUCAGCUCAUCGCAGGAGAUGCCUCCUUUCCACCCAUCCCUGAUCCAAUUCUGAUACACAGGCCCAUUAAACACAGAGCUCUACCAUCUAGGCAUAUAAGACCAGUAAAUAUCUUUGGGCAGCUAUCCAGGAUGGCUGCCUGCAUGGAGAUGACCAGUACAUGAAAGACUCCUGUUCUGGUCAAGGUCCUUUGUUCUGGGCUGGAGCUUGUAUGAGAUACUACCCCCUACAAUUUUUCCUUGAAAUUCUAUGGGACAUGGGCUGCAGUAAACAUGCUAAUUUGGUCAAUUUAUGGAUGUGCUAAAUUACUCAUAUUAAAUGAAAAAUACUGACAAUGUUCAGCAUGUCAUUUAGUAUCUGUGGAGAAACGGUUACAAUUUCAUUUUGAUCAUCAAUUUCUGCUGUGUUUGCAUUUCUCUUAGGUUAUUCAGAAGGGCAAAUCUUCAGGCAUAUUGUGAAUGGUUGUUGGGCAAUUCUUAGUGCAAACAAUAGUAAACUCUUUCCAAGCUUUUAAACCGUUUAAGUGCUGCGUAGAUAGAGGUGCUUCGGUCGAUUAGUGAGACGAUUAUGUAUACCUUUAAGUUACCGGAAUGCACUCAUUUUAAGUUACUACUUUCAUAGUGGAUUUGACAAGUUGGGUGGGAUUGAUAUCCUUGCGAGAAAGGGAAAUCGUGGUUCUUAUCGACAUUUAAUCUGCCUUAGCAAUUUUAUCAACUUCGAGGAUAUAUCUUUUCGAAAUGUAAAUUGUAAUGAAAUGCUGUUGGAAUCCAGUAAUUUCCAUGGGAUUACCUGGUGCUGAAGUGUAAACCAACCUGUCACAGUGGUGUGAUUUAUUCAUUGAGAUGCCAACAGAAUGGUGCAAUACCUUCAGGGACCUCUUAUCAGCUUGUAUUAUGCACAUCUCCCUGAACCAAAUCACUGUCAAAUGGUUGUCUCUAUGGGACAGUGGUUCAAACAAUGCUCCUUUAGAUUUUUAAGUGUAAAUGAAGUUUUUAAGAUUUCAGGAGUCUUUUUUUAGGUCAAAUCGACCCAACAGAUUUCUUGGAAACACUCUACCUCCACCAACUGUGAACUUAAUCUCAAUGGAGACUGUACUGUCUGUAUAUUUGUUAUCAUGUGUUUUCCUCCCUGGUUCCUGAAAGACAGACCAUUUCUGUAAACACGCUUAUUGUCUUUUGGUAUAUUGAGACCUCUGAUCAUGUAGCUUUAUUUGCUGCCUCUGGCAGCAGGCACUCAGUUGUCAGCUUCAUCAUUUUUUCUUUAGUUUUUAAUCUAUUUAAGUAUUAAUAUUUAACAGGGGACUCACCUCAAAAGUGAGGAAAUGAGCCAGUAUUGAAAAGUUCAUGUUACUGACAACGUUGUUGCACUCUGCUCAAACUGUAUAUUGGAAAUACAUAUGAAACAUUUUUCAUUCCAAGGACAUGUGAUACAGCAUGUGUUUUAAAUAAACUUUUGUGAUUUUUUUAACCAUG